Messenger RNA from Rhinolophus ferrumequinum (greater horseshoe bat), 14453 nucleotides. It is a transcript of the gene CNNM2, whose product is annotated as cyclin and CBS domain divalent metal cation transport mediator 2. NCBI's taxonomy places the organism in Eukaryota, Metazoa, Chordata, Mammalia, Chiroptera, Rhinolophidae. The coding region runs from base 175 to 2802 and encodes 875 amino acids. Gene Ontology annotation, molecular function: magnesium ion transmembrane transporter activity. Gene Ontology annotation, biological process: transport; magnesium ion homeostasis. The transcript has 8 exons. Gene Ontology annotation, cellular component: plasma membrane. The record is from RefSeq and is a predicted model, not a curated record.
CCUCCCGCGAGCCUCCAGGUUUCUUAGCUGGACCAGGCCGAGUCAGUGUCAGUCAGGGAGGCGGACUGCUGAGCAUUGGGUGCGGAGGCUCAGUUGCAAUCUCUCCCAGGGGCCGGUGCCUGCACUCGCGCCGCCGGGUGGGAAGGAUGAAGCCGCAGCUGGAGCAGCCACCCUAUGAUUGGCUGUGGCGCUUGUGAACCCGAAGUAAAGAUGGCGGGCGGGCAGGCAGCCGCCGCACUGCCCACUUGGAAGAUGGCGGCGCGCCGCAGCCUCAGCGCCCGCGGCCGGGGGGUCCUGCAGGCGGCGGCGGAGCGGCUGCUGCCGUUGCUACUGCUGAGCUGCUGCUGCGGCGCGGGAGGCUGCGUAGCGGCGGGCGAGAACGAGGAGACGGUGAUCAUCGGGUUGCGGCUAGAGGACACGAACGACGUGUCGUUCAUGGAAGGGGGGGCGCUGCGGGUGAGCGAGCGGACUCGGGUCAAGCUGCGGGUGUACGGGCAGAACAUCAACAACGAGACGUGGUCCCGCAUCGCCUUCACCGAGCACGAGCGGCGGCGCCACAGUCCCAGCGAGCGCGGGCUAGGGGGCCCCGCGCCGCCAGAGCCGGACAGCGGCCCCCAGCGCUGCGGCAUCCGCACAUCAGAUAUCAUCAUCUUGCCCCAUAUCAUUCUCAACCGCCGUACAUCGGGCAUCAUUGAGAUCGAGAUCAAACCGCUGCGCAAGAUGGAGAAGAGCAAGUCCUAUUACCUGUGCACAUCGCUGUCCACGCCAGCCUUGGGCGCCGGCGGCCCGGGGUCCGCGGGUGGCGCCGUCGGGGGCAAGGGUGGCUCCGGGGUGGCCGGGCUCCCGCCACCCCCUUGGGCCGAGACCACCUGGAUUUACCACGAUGGCGAGGACACCAAGAUGAUUGUGGGCGAGGAGAAGAAGUUCCUGCUGCCCUUCUGGCUGCAGGUGAUCUUCAUUUCGCUGCUCCUGUGCCUGUCGGGCAUGUUCAGCGGCCUCAACCUGGGGCUCAUGGCUCUGGACCCGAUGGAGCUGCGUAUCGUGCAGAACUGCGGCACCGAGAAGGAGAAGAAUUACGCCAAGCGCAUCGAGCCCGUGCGCAGGCAAGGCAACUACCUGCUGUGCUCGCUGCUGCUGGGCAACGUGCUGGUCAACACCACGCUCACUAUCCUGCUCGACGACAUCGCCGGUUCAGGCCUCGUGGCGGUGGUGGUCUCCACCAUCGGCAUCGUCAUCUUUGGGGAAAUCGUGCCCCAGGCCAUCUGCUCCCGGCACGGCCUGGCUGUAGGGGCCAACACCAUCUUCCUCACCAAGUUUUUCAUGAUGAUGACUUUUCCUGCUUCUUACCCAGUCAGCAAGCUUCUGGACUGCGUCCUGGGCCAGGAGAUAGGCACCGUCUAUAACCGGGAAAAACUGCUGGAGAUGCUCCGGGUCACAGACCCCUACAACGACCUCGUUAAGGAGGAGCUAAACAUCAUACAAGGGGCGCUGGAGCUCCGCACCAAGACCGUGGAGGACGUGAUGACCCCCCUCCGCGACUGCUUCAUGAUCACCGGCGAAGCCAUUCUGGACUUCAACACCAUGUCGGAGAUCAUGGAGAGCGGCUACACGCGCAUUCCAGUAUUCGAGGGGGAGCGCUCCAACAUCGUGGACCUGCUCUUUGUGAAAGACUUGGCCUUCGUGGAUCCAGAUGACUGUACUCCCCUGAAAACCAUCACUAAAUUUUAUAACCACCCCUUGCACUUUGUUUUCAAUGACACCAAGUUGGACGCUAUGCUGGAAGAAUUUAAGAAAGGUAAAUCUCACCUGGCUAUUGUACAGCGAGUAAACAAUGAGGGAGAAGGGGAUCCAUUUUAUGAAGUUCUGGGAAUUGUCACCUUAGAAGAUGUGAUUGAAGAAAUCAUCAAAUCUGAGAUUCUAGAUGAGACAGACUUAUACACGGAUAACAGAACGAAAAAGAAAGUGGCCCAUCGUGAAAGAAAGCAAGAUUUUUCUGCCUUUAAGCAGACAGACAGCGAGAUGAAGGUUAAAAUAUCACCACAGCUUCUCUUGGCCAUGCACCGUUUCCUAGCAACAGAAGUAGAAGCAUUUAGCCCAUCCCAGAUGUCAGAGAAGAUCCUUCUAAGGCUGCUAAAGCACCCCAAUGUCAUCCAGGAACUGAAGUAUGAUGAGAAGAACAAGAAAGCCCCAGAAUACUACCUCUACCAGCGAAACAAACCUGUAGACUACUUCGUUCUCAUUUUGCAGGGGAAAGUGGAAGUAGAAGCUGGGAAAGAAGGUAUGAAGUUUGAAGCCAGUGCUUUUUCGUACUAUGGUGUAAUGGCCCUUACAGCCUCUCCAGUUCCUUUGUCCCUGUCUCGUACCUUUGUUGUCAGCAGAACAGAAUUGUUAGCAGCAGGCUCUCCAGGUGAAAACAAGUCACCUCCUCGCCCAUGUGGCUUGAAUCACUCAGACUCUCUCAGUCGAAGUGACCGAAUCGACGCCAUCACACCAUCGCUGGGGAGCAGCAAUAAUCAGCUCAAUUCCUCAUUCCUGCAAGUGUACAUCCCUGACUACUCAGUGCGCGCCCUUUCUGACCUGCAGUUUGUUAAGAUCUCAAGGCAGCAGUACCAAAAUGCUUUGAUGGCAUCCCGGAUGGACAAAACUCCUCAGUCUUCAGACAGUGAAAACACUAAAAUUGAAUUGACUCUUACGGAGCUGCACGAUGGGUUGCCAGAUGAGACGGCCAACCUGCUCAAUGAACAGAACUGUGUGACGCACAACAAGGCAAAUCAUAGCCUGCAUAACGAAGGUGCCAUCUAGGGCGCCCCCUCGCCCCCAGCCCUCACCCCUCCGGUUCCCGAGGUCCUGAACCAGGCCACUCGGCCUCGGCCUCUGUCCGACCAUGAAUCCCGUUAGUGUGAGCUUGUGUGCCAUGCUGCAUCCUGCAACAUCCUGAGACCAAAGACUUUGCCCCCUUCCUGGAAGCAGCAGAGGAGGACCAUGAGGGCAGGAAUGGAAACUAGAGCUGGGAAAUGGACAGCUCCCGUGUGGCUAUUGAGAUUUUGGAGAUGAACUUCUUCCGCCCAAAUAGAAUCAUGUUUAUUUUUUCAGCUGUACCUUUUAUCGUUAUUCACUCUCCUCCUUUCUUGAUUUGCAUGAAAUUGAAAAUUGUUGGGAUUUAUUUUUUUCAAGAGAUCGUUUUUAAAAAGUGUUUUUUGCAGAGUUUUCAGUUGUCCUGCCUGAACUCUGCUGUAACCCCAUGAUGUGACCCUUACAGGAUGGACUUGCCCCUCCAGGGGCCUUCCUUGGCCCUCCCAGGGAGGGGCACCCUUCCUCUGUGCCCCAGUGGGUGUCGCUGUCGAACUUGAAGGAUGAAUGAAGAAAACGCGUUGAUGCGGACCUGCCAAGUCUGGCACUGCCGACGAGCUUGCAGGGCCCUGCAGUCGCCUCUCUGAGCUCAGUGUUGUUUUAAGUUAAUGUUUAACUGUGUCCCUUUCCCUCAGAAAGGUUUAACAUUUGCUUGGAAUGUGAUUUUGCUCCCGCUCUAAGGAAUUUUUAUCACGAAAAUGAAUGUUAAUGAAUUUUAAACCCAUGGUUUAUCAUUGGCAAGAGGCAAGGUGACUUCAUCCCGACAUUCCUGCAGCCUGGGAUCCCGGCUCAGCCAGGCCUCCUCCCCGCCCCAGCGCCCCAGCUCACAGAGCGCCGUCACCCACCUCCCACCUCCCGUCCUCGCUCUUGUUAACCCAAGAUGCUGCUACACAGAUGCCAAAUGGAAAUCUUCCACAGGGCUUUUGAGUAAACACGUGGUGUGGGGUUUAAGCUCCUCCCCUUCCCACUGGGACGUGUGUGAUUGUCAGAAGAGGAGCUGGACCUUCCGGCUGCACUCUGUGCUCUGUGUCGGGAAGGCAUUUCUAGACCCAUGUGUUGAAAGGAGGGCGCUUUGGGCACUGCCAGCCCCUGCCCCUCCCUCCAGGGAGCCAAGUGUUCCUCUUCCGCUCUGUCCCUGGGCCCGGGGCCCCAGUCAUGGCUGUGUCCCCCGCCUGAGGAUCUCUGUGCCCCCCACCUCAGAGGCGGCCCACGCCAGGGUCAGUUUGGCCCCAAACAGGGAUUCAGAAACCAAAUGUGUGUUGUGGCCAUUUCAUGUGUGUCUGUCUUGUUUUAAUACCAAAUUCAUCAUGUGUAGUGAAAUUAAUGUCAGGAAGUAUUACUUGAGUAACUGAAUUCUUAACUAUCUUAUCUGUGUUUUAAGUGUUAGCCCAAGGGAUACGUGCAUUUUGUUGGCAACAUUCAUACACUGAAAUGAAUUCAUUCGACCAUAGAGAAUUGUCAGACCACGCUGCAUUCACUCACUAGCUAAGAGGACAGCAUUUUCUCCACGGGGUCCCACUGAGUAAAGGGAAGCCCCAGGGCUAAGCAGCAGUUUGCUUUUUCCUCCUCAAGGUAGGAAUAUGCACCCCAGGCUGUCUCUGCAGGGGUGGGAGCUUUGCUUGGGGAACAGUAAGUCAGCAGUGUACACUGGGCUUGCCUUCUAGUGAGUGCUUUGGUGUCGCCAGUGUCAUACGCGCGCUUGGCGAGUAUUUCCUCUGGGAUGUCAGUCCUGGAGUGUCUUCCUCAGACGAUGCCCUGCCCCUUGGUGAGGGAAGUACUGGCUUCACCUCGUGGUAGAGGGUCAUGAAGGUGCCCCCCAAGGGGGCUGAGUGGCCUGCUGCUGGCACCCAGCGUGCCACCUUGGGAUGGAGCCCCCACCAUGUAGCUUGGUGUUAGUGGGACCCUGCUCCGUGAGUAUCCCUUUUAAUAAACAUCCAUCCAAGUUAAAAAUCUCAGUUUCUUCAGAUGCUUCUAGCUGAGCUCAGUCUCAGUGUGACACAGGAACUGGGACUGUCUGUAGGAUACGCAGAAACGAGAGUUCCCCCGUAGUGAAGUGGAGCCUGGGCCUUGCGGUGGGCGGCCGGGGGGCUUCUCCCCAACAACCAUGCCGCACUCUUGGCCAGGACAGCACUGACUUCCCCGUGCGCUGGUGGAGCCUGCCCGGUCAUGCUGCUUCUGGCCUUAGGACUUGGCCUGUCAGCCUCUCUUGGCCGAUCUGCUUCUCCAUACAGUCCAUCUGGGGUGCCUCGUGACUGGCAGCGCCCUGGAAUCCGAGUUAAUGUGCUGGAUCUUUUUCAGAGCCCCUCUGUCCCUUUAUGAAUCCUACAGCUCGGUGAGAGUCAGUCUGGGCAGUGGAGAAAGCGUUCCAGCUGCUGCCUCCUUGACUUCAGGGAGAAACAUAACUUCUCAGUAUUGUCUGAUCUGCUCAGUGUGUUGGCUUUUUUGAAAAGUCUCUGUAAAGGAGCUGGCAGGCUGGCUUUGCAGUAGGGCUCCCAGAGGACGAAAUUUUAGCCUCCCAAGUUUGUAUUUAUUUUCUAUACACUACUCUUUACCUUUGAUUAUUCACACUGUUUUAUAACAACAGGGAAUCCAAAACCAUUCCUGUCUGAUCCCUAAAGGAAUGAGGGCUAACAUUUGGCCAUACUUACUUCUGCUUUGGGGAAAGCUCCAGGCCCUUCAAAUAACACUCAGUGUCUGAGUGACCAGCUUUCUCUUCCAGGCCCCAUUUUCCUUCUGGAAACGAACAUCAGGCUGUCGAGGGAGAAACUAGCUCAUUGCUUCUUCAGGCAGCAGGAGAAUGGUUUGGCUUAGAAAGUCUAUGCAAUUCCUGUCUGUGCAGUAAAUGGGAGUCAGGCAGAGAAGGCCCAUCAGACAGUUCAGAUGCCCAUGUGCAGUGGACAAUCCUUAGCACCACUGAUUGUCGUCUUCUGGGGCCGCUGUCCUUGUAAAUGAGGACAGGAGCAGAUGCAGGUCCUGGGGCCUGAAUUCGGCUGGAGCCCUUGUUGUCAGACCCAAGGCUUCUCUCCACAGUGGCUUCUGUGAUCCCUGCUGUGGAACGUCUUCCUGCUCCCAAGCAGACACUCUGGAAUCCCAAAUGUUCGACCUGGAUUCCUAGUAUCCAAAUGUUCCCAGGACCAUGUGCUUUCUCUUUAUAAUGAGUGAGUGACUUUUCCCCUACUGCCUUAGAGGUUCUCUCCCUUUAUUUCUCUCCCUUUGUUUCUCUCUGUUUUAUAUUUAUCAGGCAAGUCCAAAAUCAUAAACUCCUAGGAAAACAGAUACUUAAGAUUUGUAGAUGGACAUUGGGUGCUAAUCAACUUAAGCCUUGGUUCUUACAGAGUUUGAAUUUGACAGGGCGCCCCUUUUAACUCUGUUCUUCCCUCCUUCCUCACCUCACUUCUGGAAAAGAGCUGACAUGGUUGGCUUCCCCAAGUGAAAGGGACUAGGGCAUCCUACCUUUUUCUAAUGUUAUUUCAAGGAACUUUUGGGCAAACAUUGAAUGCAGAACUCCACACUGAUAUGGAACGUUAACUGUGAAUAUAUUUACCUGUGCUUUCCCAAGGGACAUACGACUAAAGGACCAGCUUUUUCAAGUCUAGGAAAAUAGUGGUAGAUACAAAUAGAAUUGCAUUUUCCCGAAGAAAUGAAGCAACAGAAAUUUGGGCUUAGCAGGGAACGUGAACUUCUGCCCUCAAAUUCUCAGAUCGAGGAGCAGACCUAAGUAGGCCAUGGCUGAUUGAGCCUGUGUCCUGGCUGGUCAGAAACAAAAACAGACUCCAACCCUGUCAUCUUCUGAAAACCAGCCAGGGAUCAGUGGUUGUCUUCAGCUUUCCGGGGCCAGGAGACCAGGAUUACUCGUGUUCCCCAGGAGUGAUCCCAGGCAGAGGGAGUCUGGCUGGCACAGGAAGGUGCUCACCUUUUCCCUGGGAUUCUAAGAGGACUGGCUUGGUGCACAUCCUACGACCCCACCCCACCGGUGGCAUGGGCAGCGGGAGCGACUCCCCUCUCAGCUUUGAUCCCACAAACAGGUUUUUCUUGCAGGGGGUUGAGAACUCCAAGGCUGAGCUGGCAGUGUGGGGUGUGGAGGCUUCCUGAGGUAUUGGAGCUCCUUUCCUACUGAGCUCGACCUGGGUCAGGUUUCAUCCCUUUCUGGGCUCUGGGCUGGUGGUGCUUCAAUCCAGCAAGGGCGUUGGGGUGAGUUGUAGGUUAACCCAGAAUUAGGAGGGACAUAGAGAGUUCAAUAGGAAAGUGAUUCGAGGAUUCAGAAACUUUUCCGAUAUAAAUUUAUCAGUGGUCAGACUACUCAGUGAAUUUUGAUACCUCAGGGCCAUUUGCAAAUCUUUAUCUUUUCAUAUUUAUUUUGUGUUCAAGUAGGCUGAUAGGAAUUCGGAGAAUUCUGAGGUUCACUUGCCUCCCCUCCCUUUGAGGCGAGUGGUGCCCCUACACCCAGCUUGCUGGUGUUGCCGUCCGUCACUGCUGUGAUGUGGGCCUUCCUCCUCUCGUGCUUACAGGCAUCCUUCCUGCAGUGAACGCUUCGUUGCUGGUUGCCUCCUCUGCCCUGUCUGGUCGGCCCAAAGGACAGGCAGGAGGAGAUGGCAGUUCAAAGCAACCGCACAGCUUAGAGCAGCUUUCCUCCCACCGUCUUGGGCUGGGGACCUUUGCCUCUGAGACCUUUGUGGUUGGCUCAGCUCAAGUAAGCAUGCCCUGUGUGUAUGCUAGAGCCACUGACCAUCUCACUAGAAUUGUUUUAAAUGUCUUUGGAUGGGAAAUAACAGGCUGCACUUGAAGCAACAUGGAAACGAAGGUUCUAAUGGUGAGAAUGAAGUUCUAGGAGCUUGUAUGCCGAGGGUCAUAUGUACACAGGUCCAAUACAUACUAUUAGAAAGACUUGAGUCAGUACAUGUUUUCAAGUUUUAAUACCCAGAGUGGGUAUUAAACAUGAACAAAUGGGAAGAAUGACUAGGAGUAUUGUCUUGCCCUCCUUGCAGGGUAUCUUCUGGCAUUUGCCCACAUCUGACCAACAUUGAUUCACUCGGGAAGUGAUUCUUUUGUAGCCAGACUCUUUCAGAUUCACCCUGGAGAGAACUAUCAACUGGACCUGGUGGGGCUUGGGUGUCUGAUCUUUUUGUUGGAGGCCAGGACCCCUUGGUUAUAAACAGCUGGUCUCAGGCUUCCAGAGCAGAAAGGAGUGGGAAAGAAUAAGGCCUCAGGACUCACUCCCCAGAGAGCUUCUGAUUCGUUAUCCCCGUGUCUGAGGUCUGCUGUGAAGGUAGAGUGUAUCAGUCCAUUGACUUUUCUUGUUUCUGGAGUCCUUUAAAUCCACAAAUGUAUAUGCUUUAUUUUACAUUAUUUAUUAUGUACAUAUGCCUCUACUGUUAGUACAUCAUCUGUGACUAAGAUGAGAUCUGUUCUGGAGCCCCUCGUCCAUGGAGCCUAGGGUCCCGUUGUCCCUUAAAGUGGGUGAGAAGGCAGUAAUUUUGUUUUUGUCUUCAACAGGUUGCUGCGCUUAUGUUGGCCCUAGUGUCCCCAGCCCCUUUUCGGGACCACCUACAUUCCUGAUGACCAGUGCUGGGACGAGCACGGAGGCAGGUCUCUUACCUGGUGGUAGGGCCUCGUACGUACCUCUGUGAAAUACUUCCGAGGUGCUUGCUGGUGGCUGGGUCUCUGCUCUAUGUAGUGGUGCCGCAUGGCUGUGAGCCCAGCGCCUCCCUCCUCACUCCACCCUCCCACGCAGUAAUAGCCUCUCCCUCCCCACCUUGGAUUACAGACGCCAUCUGUCUGGACCAUGGAAGCUGCCUUUUCUUGGUUUUGAGGCCCCAUCUUGGCCCUCAAGACCCUGCUUUGUGUCUGAUUUACAUCCUCCUCUUUGGCCUUUCGUCACUGUAUCAUAGUGUACAUUUCAUGCUUUUCAGCAGUGAAGUUUCCUGAACACAGUAUUCAGAGCUGUGUACAUAAACCUAAAGCACAAGUGACAUGUAUAGGUUUCAUGAGCUGAUUGUCAUAAUGAAUGCAUUUUAUAAUUCAAAUGAUGAUGUAGAUUUACAAUCUCUCCUAUUUAUUUUGUACCAAUUUAUUUGUAAAUUUUGUGAUUGUUUUCAAAGGUUUUUGUUCAUUUCUAUUAUUCUAUUUAGAUAAAUGAUGAUUUUCUGUUCACUGUUCUAGCGGGUGUGUGUUCCCUUUCCCCUUUCAUCUAUUGCAACACCAGCCUCGGUUCCCUGCCCAAUUGCACAGUUUUACUGGAAAGCUGGAAUUGGUUGUUGGCAUAGCAACACAGCAGGGUAUUCACUUUGGAUGUGUAUCAGUCGUGUUAAAAAAGUGGGUGCUAGAACUGUGCCUCCAGCUUACAGUCUGGGUACAGCCGAUUCCAGGGAGGUGCUCCUUUGCAAGGAUUAGCCUGUCCCCCAUCAGUUCAUUUUAGAUAAGGACACUGAGCGUGUCUGAGGGUGUCCACUCACAUUGCCCCGGACAUUUGCUGCUGUCACUAGUCACACACAGUUCAGCUGGGCAAAUGUCUAAGCCGUUCUUUUCCUAGACAAGACCGAAGGCCUCACCCAAGCCUCUCAGUUGGCACUCGAAGACGAAAAUGGGUCUGUGAGUCCUCUGCUACUCGAUGCCUAGGAUGGAGAAAGGGUGCAGCAGGCACAGAUGGUUCACCCUCAAGUUAAAAACACUGGGAAUGAGUGUGGUGAGUCCCGUUCUGAUGCUCUUCAGGAUUUGGUGGGUGUCCCACAUUUCCUAAUCCAGUGUGUGUGGUCCACCUCCUCUUCCAUCAUCAUUUCUUUUAAAAGCUUCUAUUCUUUCUUCCCCUCCUCACUCCUAUGGGACCAGACCCUGAAGUUCUGGUCUGAGGUUCAUGGCCCCUGUGCGAUCCAUUCCUAGACCUUUUUGGAAUCCUUCUUCCUCUAUUCUUAGUCUCUCUUUUAUAAUCCAGAGGAUCGUGCUCUGAGAUUGAGCCUCUUGAUGACUGGUCCCUUCUUUACCCCGUUAUUUAAUCAGGUGUUUACUGUCUGUUUUACUUACACUUGUCCUGUGGAUGGAGACAUUUUAGUGAACUGCUGACAAGCUUGGCUUUGAGACACUGCCUGACCUAACCACCAUCCCACCUCCCCAGCCACCCCUAUUUCUUGAAAGUGGGAGGUAGAUGUGUAUUUCAGUGAAGUGUCACCUUCUUGGGAUCCUUAGAAACAAAACAGAAAGCACAAGCAGGACCCGGGAAGGAAUGAUCUCUCCAGCACAUCCACUCCCAGCUGGCUGCUUUGCAGUUUUUCCUACAUUACUCACUUUGUCUAAAUGAGUCCUGAGCCCAAGGAAAAUAGACACGAUUUUUCCUACUGUGAGAUGAGAUUUGCCUAAGUUUCUGUCUGCAUCCAUGAAGUACCCAUGUGUUGGUUCGUUUCUAAGCUUUACUGUGAAAACGGGAGGGGGGGUGUUUCUAUUUCAUAUUAAAUUGUGCUCCCUGGGGCCUCUUCUCAGCUCAGCACUUCUGAGGCUACAGAUAGUGAUCAGAGGAUCUCGUAGAGAGAGUGGCACAAACUGAAUGACCUUCUUGUAGCCUGGAGUUGAUUUCUGAAAACUUGAUAUUUUUUGAAGGUAAUUCAAUUUAAGAGAGAUGAUUCCUUAUUAAAGCCAACAAGUUGAAUUAUAUUCGAUAGGCUAAUAAACUCUUUUGCUUUCUUUGUAUAAUUUUCAUCAUUUUCCCUCCAAGAUCCUCACAUCUGUGCUAUUUUCAAGAAGUCCCAGAACAAAGGAAUGGUUCGAGGGCCCUUUCUCUGUGACAUUCUGGGCAUGCCAUCUCCCCAGGGGGACCACUGUAAGGCCUAAGCAUACAAGGGGGAAUCAGUUGCCAGAAUUCUUUGUCAAAGUGCUUUCUUGCUGGGCUGUCAGUGAUUGUGAAGCUCACACAGUAGGCCAACACAGACAGGGAAGUUUAGAUGGAGCCAGCUCCCCUCCCCCAGUUCUCCUCCUCUAAUGGCUAGAGGGCCCAAAGGCUCCUUGCUUCAGAACCCCCACACCCAAGUCAGCAGUGACCUCUGGUGAGAACCCCCUCAAAAAAGGACUGGACACAAACAUUCUUCUGUGUUGGGAAGGUUUGCUUGGCAAAUCCUCGUUCCCAGUAUCUCAGGAACUUGUGAGACUUGGAAAGACUGUUGCCGUCUUUCAUGGGAAGGGCGUGCACUCAGCUGCUUGGGCUCCAGUGUUUUGUGUGUGAGGUUUAUCUUGGCCCAGACUCUUCAGGCCUCGUCUAUAGCCCUGGCUAGACAUGGCUUUGGGGAGAGCUCAAAGGGAGAGCAAGCAUUUGGGGACAUAUUUGUACAUGAAGCAAUCCGUCUAAUCUACCUUUUUUCUAGUAAUAAAAUGGAGCAAAGGUAUCUUAUUUUGUAAGAAGAAAUAUAAAGGGAACCAACCAGAAAUUGGUCAUUUUGUUUAAAAUUGGAAAAUGUAGAUUACUUAGACUUGCAGUCUCCUGGAGUCAGCAAGCUUGAGAUGAAAUAUUGUGUUGAGUACUUUUUGUGUUCAAGCUCUUCAGAGGAACUUAAACUACUGUGUAUAUUGUAUUUUUGAAAUUACGUACCUUUGUUUGAACAAGUCCGAUUGUUGUGGCCUUGGAAUGAAGAUAGCGUAUCUGAGGACAGGGAAAAAUGGUUGAGAUUGCCAGGUGAAACAGAAGCUGCCUGUUCGUUCCGUAGAAGAAUGCUUUCUUUUCGUAUGACUUGCUUUCUGCUAUUUCUACAUCCUCAGCAGUGAGAACAGUGUGAAAUGCUGCUUCUCUGUGAGUGGAGUUGUAGGAUGGGACCCUGUGGGCUACUGAUUAAGUCACCUGACUGCUUCCUGCUGCUGUGUGUGCACGUCUCCUCCCACUCUGAUGGUAGCGCGUUAUCUUUCUUCUGUUUUCAAGGCUGCUUGAAAGGUGGCUCCGUGGUAGAGAUUUCAUUCUCGAGGCCUCCUAAAUUGUGUAUCAUUUAAAAUUGUUCCAUUUGAGGAGAAAGUUUAAGUGCUCUAUUGUCCAGUCACCAAGAAAGAAUGUCACGAGAAACCUAGAAGUACUGAGAUGUAAGCUACUAACCCAAGUGGGGACUUGGGCCAUUCACUGCAUGGCAAUAGCUAGAUCAUAGUUACCAUUUUUCCCACCGUCAAAGAAAGGUUAAAUAGUUUCCGUAACAUGGAAUGUGGACAUGGCUCCUACCCUUAAUGCAGACUUAGAUAUGCAGUUGUUUGUCUCAGGCUAUUUGUGGUGAAUAAGCAGAGUAUUUUUAAAUGCUCUUGGCAGCCUUGGAAAAAUUGCAGGGCUUUCAAGUUGUUGACAAAAUAUUUCUUAAAUAAAUAAAUCUGAUUUAGAAAUAGCUAAACAUGGACUUUUAAAUCUAACAUGUCAGUGCAAGUGGCUUUUUAAAGUGGUUGCUUAAAAACAAUACUAAGAUGAUUGAAGGAUUUGUAGCUCUAACUUAUUCUAUUUCUAUUAAGAACCACUUCUCCUAAAAGCAUCUUAGAAAGGGUAGCUUGAAGGGCUUGCUUUCUUAUUUUAGGUCUCAGCAGAGCUAUGCUUAUGGUAGGAGGAAAUCUACGAGAACACCAAACUUCCUCGGCUUAAACGGACUUUUCUGAAAUACCCCAUCUGGGCCUUAACUGAGCAUCUUGGGAGAGAUGAAGGUAUAGGACAGGUCUUCUCGCAGAGGGCCCCGGGCAGGGCUGGGGUCUGCUGUGCACCAGCCCUGAGAAUGGGAGUUCAGUCCAGCACCAAACAGGGUGUCUUUUACAAAGCCUGAUCCUAAGCGGUGUUUUCCAAAACCCAGGAAGUUCUGACAAGAGCUGGAAGAUCUUUCUCAGUCUAGAACGCCUCAGCUUUAAACAAGAGGGUUAGGGGGGUAUAGGCAGGUUAUACAUUUUAAGUUCAGCUUCCUUUAACUAUUGGCAACAGAGAAACUCACAUUCAUGUUUUAACAAGCCCAACUGCAGUGUCCUGAGUGCCUGCCCACGGACCACUUCCUCCCUAACACCCUUUCCUAACAGGAAUAAUAUACAGAGCAGUAACUCUCUGCUCUGGCUCUUAGACCUGUAUGGAAUCCUAGCUCUUAUAAAUGUUGGUGGUCUUGAAGAAAGCUGUGAUCAGCAAUGGAAUUCUUACUCCAAUUGUGUUUUUCACUUCUCAGUCUUUGGACGCACUGCCAGAGAGACAACUGACUAAAAAGAAACUUACAUAGGUAAGAUCUUACGUGGGCAACACAAUGUAAAAAGUGUAGUAAAUUAAAGCAAAGUGCUCAUGUUGGUCCUUGCUCUAAAAGGGAAAGGAUGUAAAUGUACUUACUAUAAGUUAGCUCUGUAGUUGUAAUAACUCUCUUAGAAAUUCUUUGGCUUUGAGAAAAUUUAAGACCAUGUCAAACUGGGCAGCAUCUCUAUCCUGAAUGAGAAUAAUAGCUGGGAUGACCACAAAUAUGUUCUCUAAAAUUUAAAACAGGACAGUAUCUUUAUUGCAUUCCCUACGUAUAAGAUGAUUUUUUAAAAAGUCUCACCUCAUAGUGCUGUACCAAAAAACUUUCCAUGACAAAAUUUUGAGGCCUAUUUAGGUAUUAUAAAUUUAACCAUUAAUUAAUUAAUCAUGCUAGACUAUAUUUAAGAGAAUAUCCAAUUGAUGUCCCUAAGCCAAACCUAAACCCACUUGAAGACCAACAGUUUUUACAGUUGUGCUAUAGGAAGGGGUCAAAGUCAGUAUUAGAAAUGUUAUACUUUAUUGAAUUCUAGAGUAGCUACUCUACCCUCCCAUGUUCAUCAAUGACAGUAAGAAUGGAAGAACUAUAUAGGAAAGUUAAAGUAGGAGUCUACCCCAUUGUUAAAAACUUUGUAACAACUUUCACUGUACUGGGAGGCAGUUAUAAUACCCUAAAAGAUACAGUAAUGAUCCAUUCUUGUUCAAAACAACAAGAAAUUAUUUCACUUGGGAUUCUGAAGUGAACUUAUUCAUAGUGAUUGUGCCGUCUGCUUUCGUAAGGUUCUGGCUUCCAGAGCCUACUUCCUCUCCUCUACUGCUCGACUCUGAAAAACCCCGAGACUAAUGAAGGCUGUAAAGGGGCAGCAUGAGCCACAUGGCAUGUGAAUUUUAUUCAGUUACGCUGUCAUAUACGAAGGAGGUUCCUCCUUUUCUAUUUGGGGGCUUGCUCCUUUGUAUUCUUUCAGCUAAAUUCUUUCUAUAGAUUUACAUCGGAUGAGAAAAAGAUUGUUUUUUGGAAAACAAAUAAGCAUUUUUGGUAUCAAUCACAGAACUGCAGAAAUAGAUGAAGACUUUUGCCUCAAAAUGAAAUUGCUGCAGUCCAUUCUGGAUCAGCCCUCCAGCGAGUAGAGAACACUUCUGCAAAGCCAGGGAUUACAGCCGUACCCGAGGAACUGAGGACACUUAACAAGCUUGUAAAAGGAACCUUGACUUCAACAGAAAACUACAUUUGAUAAUGGAAACAAUGUAUUUCUCCAAUGAUAUACAAUACUACAUAAUGCACUGAAAAAUACGGACUUUGGAGUAAGAGCACAAUUUGUAAUGUAACAGCAUUUUUGGAUCACCUCUUCCCAUCGUUCUCCUUGUUCCACUCUGAGACCCUUCCACGUUACUGGUGAUGAAA